GAGCCAAAGCACAGGAGGAGGGAGAGUGCUUUCAGUUUGACUUCGAAGAGUUUCUUUACAUGGGGACGAAAAAAUGACAUCUACAGCCAGCGAAAGGAGGGCGUUCGCUCAUAAAAUCAACCGAACGGUUGCUGCCGAGGUCAGAAAACAAGUGUCCAGAGAGUAUGGCUCUCCUCAGCUGUCAAAGAAGCGAGGCGGUGCACACCAACCCUUGCCCCUGACAGAGGUGGUUGAGCCGGUGGAUUUUGAGGAGUAUGUGAGCAGUCACGCUCCAGCCGUGGAGCCUGGCCCACUCAGACAGCUAAUGGAGUUCCCCCAGGAUGACCUGGAGCUCCUCCAGCUGGACAAAGAGUGCACUACACUGGAGCCCCCACUGCCAGAGGAGGAGGACUCAUUGGAUCCCAGAGUGAGAGAUGCCUUGGCAGUCUACACAGACGACUGGCUUGUCAUUCAGAGAAAGUAUCAGCGCUACAGCACCACAUACACCCCUCAGAACUCUGAGCGACAGAGGGAGAGGCAGCGAGGCCUGGUCAAACAGACCUUUGAACUGGACGCCGCUGCCGCCGCCGAGCGUCAGGAUGACCAGGAUGACGCAAAGCGGCGGUCAGUUAGCCUUGAUGAGACCCCUCGGGGCAGCUGGGCCUCCAGCAUCUUCGACCUGAAGAACUCCUCCCCAGACGCUCUCCUGCCGUCCGUGCUGGAACGUACAGCUGCCGAGGACAUGGACCGCCGCAAUACGGAGGCACGCCUGCAGGGGCGCCACAGUGACCUGCUGGGCCUGUACCCUCCCCCUGAUGAGGAUGAAGCCGUAGAGAGAUGCUCUGUUCCUGAAGUGCCCAAAGAACAUUGUGGCCAGAGGAUCAUGGUCAAGUGUCUGUCUCUGAAAUUUGAAAUAGAAAUUGAGCCAAUAUUUGGAACACUUGCCCUCUAUGAUGUCAAGGAAAAGAAGAAGAUCUCUGAGAAUUUUUACUUUGACCUGAACUCGGAUCAGAUGAAAGGGCUGCUAAAACCCCACACACCUCACAUAGCCAUAUCCACACUGGCCCGGUCUGCCAUUUUCUCCAUCACAUACCCUUCCGCCGAUAUCUUCUUAGUCAUUAAGCUUGAGAAAGUCCUUCAACAAGGAGACAUUGGAGAAUGCUGUGAACCCUACAUGGUCAUGAAAGAGUCAGAUUCCUCUAAGCACAAGGAGAAGCUGGAGAAGCUGCGUCUGCAGGCAGAGCAGUCAUGCAGUCGUCUUGGUCAGUUUCGCAUGCCUUUUGCCUGGACAGCCAUUCACCUUCUCAACAUUGUCAGCAGUGUAGGAGGUCUGGAUCGGUCAGACCCGGACUCUGACUCUGAGCGAAAAAGUCAUGGGACAUGGAAUGAGAGAAAGAAGAAGGGGUUUGAGCGGAUGAGCGUUGGGGACGACAUGUGUAACUUUGCCACUUUCCGACCUGCAACGCUCACUGUCACUAACUUCUUCAAACAGGAGGGGGACAGACUAAGUGAUGAGGACCUCUACAAGUUUCUGGCAGAUAUGCGCCGACCAUCAUCUGUUCUGCGGAGACUGAGACCCGUCACAGCCCAGUUGAAGAUCGAUAUCUCUCCAGCUCCGGACCUGCCUCAUUACUGUCUGUCACCGGAGCUGCUCCACGUGAAGCCUUACCCUGACCUGCGUGUUCGCCCAACCAAAGAGGUGCAGGAGUUCCCUGCUCGCUAUGUGUACACUCCACACACCACCUACAGGAAUCUGCUAUACGUUUACCCACAAACUCUGAACUUCAGCAGUCGCCAGGGCUCGGUGAGAAACAUUGCUGUGAAAGUUCAGUUCAUGGCAGGAGAGGACCCCAGUCAAGCUUUGCCGGUCAUCUUUGGAAAGUCGAGCUGUGCUGAGUUCAUGAAAGAGGCGUACACCCCUGUCAUCUACCAUAACAAGUCUCCUGAGUUCUACGAGGAGAUGAAGAUGAAGAUUCCUGCCAAUCUGACAGAUAACCACCAUCUGCUGUUCACCUUCUACCACAUCAGCUGCCAGCCCAAACAGAACACUCCUCUGGAGACCCCUGUGGGCUACACUUGGAUCCCUCUGAUGCAGCAUGGCCGACUACGCACUGGCUCCUUCAGUCUGCCUGUCUCGGUGGAAAAGCCCCCGCCUAGCUACUCUGUACUCACCCCUGACGUUCAGCUCCCAGGCAUGAAGUGGGUGGAUAAUCACAAAGGAGUGUUCAAUGUCGAGGUGACAGCAGCUUCCUCGGUUCACACUCAGGACCCCCACCUGGAUAAGUUCUUCACUCUCGUGUAUGUUCUGGAGGAGUACUCUUUCCCCUUCCGCCUGAAGGACGUCAUCAUAACCGAGGCAAACAUGGAGGGGGAGCUGAAGGCCAGCAUAGCUGCACUGAGAGGGUCUCUGCUGGACACCUGUGUCAGGUUUUUGCACCAGCUGCUCAAUAAGCUCAUUCAGCUCAUCGUCUACCCACCGGUCAUUGCGGGUCAAAUUGUGAACCUGGGCCGUGCUGCCUUCGAAGCUAUGGCAUUGUUGGUCAACCAGAUGCACAAGAACCUGGAGGGGAACCAGGAUCAGCACGGCCGCAACAACCUGUUGGCAUCCUACAUCCACUACUGCUUCCACCUGCCCACCGCCGAACCUGUAAUGCCCCCGACAGGAGCGGGCACUCAGUCUUACGAGAUGCCUAUGCAGUACGCCACCUUAUCGAGAGCAACCGCCCGCCCAAGCAGCCUGCACCUAUCCCGCUCCAAGAGUAUCAGCAACUCCAACCCUGACCUGGCCAGCACACCGGUUUCUCCUGACGAAGAGGUGCAAAGGAUCAUAGGGAGCAAGGGCAUUGACCGCUCCCACUCCUGGGUAAACUCUGCUUAUGCCCCUGGGGGCUCCAGAUCUGUGCUACGCCGGAACCCCAACUCCAGCUGUGAGCUCAAGCAGCUACUCCAUGAGGAGCUGGCAUUACAGUGGGUGGUCAGCACCAGCACAGUGAGGGAAGCAGCGCUGCAGCAGGCCUGGUUUUUCUUCCAGCUUAUGACAAAGAGCAUGGCCAAUCACUUAUUCCUGACCUCGAAAUUAGACAUUGCCAGGCGUCAGCGUUUCCCAGACCGCUUUGUGGACGACAUUGCUGCACAUGUGUGCGCCAUCAGUGCAGACAUUGCCAACCGAUACCACAAGGAUGUGGAGCUUGUGGAGAGGUUAAACAACAGUCUGGCCUUCUUCCUGAAUGACCUGCUGUCUCUCAUGGACCGGGGCUUUGUGUUCAACCUAAUGCGCUCCUACUACAAACAGAUUGCCAGCAAGCUCCACACUGCGCAGAACCCCAGCUCUCUGAAUGCACUGAGGAUGGACUUCACUCGUAUCGUCUGCAGCCACGAGCACUAUGUCAUCCUCAACCUGCCGUGCUCAACCCUCAGCCCUCCAGCCUCCCCCUCCCCCUCGACAUCCUCCACCACUUCACAGAGUUCAGCGUUUUCCAGUAUGGUGCAAGACCAAGGUGUGGCCACCAUGUUUGAGCUCUCCGUCCCUUUUCGCCACCAGCACUUCCUGUCUGGUCUGCUGCUUACCGAGCUCUCUCUCAUUCUUGAUCCUGAUGGAGAAGGGGUUUUCUUCCUUCAUAAAAAGGCCAUUAGUGCUGUUCACUCCCUGCUCUGCAGCCAUGAUGCAGACCCCCGCUACAGUGACCCUCAGGUCAGAGCCCACAUUGCUCAGCUCUACCUGCCCCUCAUCCCCAUUGUCAUGGAGACACUGCAUCAGCUUCACGACUUCUCUGACUCCUCGCCUGCGCGGGUCCGCCAUGCCUCAGCCCACACCGAUGACGCUGACCCAGACGGUAGCAACACUAUCAGUCAGUCUGUUGCCAUGGCGAUUGCCGGCUCCCCUCUGCCGCAUGCCAAAGCCAACGCAUUUGCACUACCCACAGUGGCUGGGCGGCAGUCCAGCUCUCUGUCCGCUGAGUGCAGCAGGACUCUGCUGGUGUGUUUCCUGUGGGUGCUGAAGAAUGCAGAUGCAGCUCUCCUGGAGCGCUGGGUGUCUGAUUUGUCUGUGUUGCAAAUCAACCGCCUGCUGGAUCUGCUGCAUCUCUGUGUCUCCUGCUUUGAAUACAAGGGGAAGAAGGCUCUGGAGAGGAUCAACAGCUUAACGUUUAAAAAGUCUCAGGACAUGAAGGCCCGACUGGAGGAGGCCAUACUGGGCACCAUUGGGGCUCGUCAGGAGAUGGUUCGCCGCUGUAGGGGUGCGUUGCAUGAGAGCACAUUAGUGUGUGUGUGUAGCUGUUUUUGUUUGAGGUGUUUGUUUGGCUGUGCUCAUGGAAACUAUAAUUUGUUUACUCUUCCAGAAAGGAGUCCCUAUGGCAGCCAAGAGAACGUUAGGUGGAGAAAGAACGUCACUCACUGGAGACAAAACACAGACAGAGUGGAUAAGACUAAAGCUGAGGUGGAGCAGGAGUCUGUGGUGGAUGGAAACCUAGCUACUGAGGCCUCUCUGAUAGUACUAGACACACUGGAGAUUGUAGUCAAGACUGUGGUGGCGUCAGAGCUGAAGGAAAGUGUUCUAGGCGGGGUACUGAGAGUGCUGCUCCACAGCAUGGCAGGCAACCAGAGUGCCCUCUUCCUGCAGCACUGCUUCACUACACAGAGGGCUCUGGUUUUCAAGUUCCCAGAGAUGCUGUUUGAAGAGGACACUGAGCUUUGUGCAGACCUGUGCCUCCGUCUCCUUCGUCACUGCAGCAGUAGUGUCGGCUCUGUCAGAAGUCAUGCCUCCGCCUCUCUUUACCUGCUCAUGAGGCAGAACUUUGAGAUUGGAAACAACUUUGCACGAGUGAAGAUGCAGGUCACCAUGUCUCUGUCCUCGCUGGUGGGAACGUCGCAGAACUUCAACGAAGAGCAUCUUCGUCGGUCGCUCAAGACGAUCCUAACAUAUGCUGAAGAGGACUUGGAGCUGCGUGACACGCCCUUCCCGGAGCAGGUCCAGGAUCUGGUGUUCAACCUGCACAUGAUUCUUACUGACACUGUGAAGAUGAAAGAGCAUCAGCAGGAUCCAGAGAUGCUCAUUGACUUAAUGUACAGGAUUGCCAAGGGCUACCAGAACUCACCAGACCUGCGUCUUACGUGGCUCCAGAACAUGGCGGGAAAACACUCUGAGAGAGGGAACCAUGCCGAAGCUGCCCACUGUCUGGUCCACAGCGCCGCACUGGUGGCAGAAUACCUCAACAUGCUGGAGGAUUGCCGCUACCUGCCAAUUGGUUGUGUCACUUUUCAGCACAUUUCAUCCAAUGUAUUGGAGGAGUCAGCAGUAUCUGAUGACGUCCUGUCUCCAGAGGAGGAGGGGAUUUGUGCUGGGAAGUACUUCAGCGAGUCUGGCCUGGUGGGCCUCCUGGAGCAAGCAGCUGCGUCUUUUAACAUGGCAGCCAUGUACGAGGCCAUAAACGAAGUGUACAAGAUUCUACUGCCCAUCCAUGAAGCCAACAGAGACUUCAAAAAGCUGGCUACUGUUCACGGGAAACUGCACGACGCCUUCAACAAAGUCUACAACCAAAGUUCAGGAUGGGAGAGAAUGUUUGGGACUUACUUCCGGGUCGGUUUCUAUGGCUGCCGAUUUGGAGACCUGGAUGAACAAGAGUUCGUCUACAAGGAGCCGUCAAUCACCAAAUUAGCCGAGAUUUCCCACAGACUUGAGGAGUUCUACUCAGAGAGGUUUGGGGAUGAGGUGGUUGAAAUCAUCAAGGACUCCAACCCAGUGGACAAAACCAAACUGGAUGCCAACAAGGCCUACCUCCAGAUCACCUAUGUCGAGCCGUACUUUGAUACAUACGAGCUAAAGGAAAGGAUCACCUACUUUGACAAGAACUACAACCUGCGUACCUUCAUGUACUGCACUCCCUUCACGCUGGACGGCCGAGCCCACGGCGACCUGCACGAGCAGUACAAACGCAAAACCAUUCUGACAACAUCUCAUGCCUUCCCUUACAUCAAGACGCGUAUCAACGUUAUCCACAAGGAGGAGAUCAUUCUUGUCCCCAUGGAGGUGGCCAUUGAGGACAUGCAGAAGAAGACUCAGGAGCUCGCCUUCGCCACAAACCAAGACCCUGCGGACUCUAAGAUGCUGCAGAUGGUGCUGCAGGGCUGUGUGGGCACCACUGUCAACCAGGGCCCCCUUGAGGUGGCGCAGGUCUUUCUUUCCGACAUCCCUAAUGACCCAAAGCUGUUUCGCCAUCACAACAAACUGCGCCUCUGCUUUAAAGACUUCAAUAAGAGGUGUGAGGAUGCCCUGAGGAAGAAUAAAGCCCUGAUUGGACCAGAUCAGAAGGAGUACCACAGAGAGCUGGAGAGGAACUACAACAAGCUGAAAGAAGCUCUGGGUCCUCUCAUCAACCGCAAGAUCCCUCAGCUAUACAGAACCCUGCCAGCUCAGACUACGCAAACACAACGGAACUCCUACAGUAGGUCCAGUCUCCGCAGAGUUGACUGUUGAGGCACAGAAAACUGGAUAACACCACAGAACAACAAGCUUUAGAAAUUAGCACCAUCUCUUCCCGUCUGUUCCCCCUCCCCCCACUGCACCGCACACCAACUGUCACACGUACUAUCCUCCUUUACCCCACCCCACCCCACCCCACCCAGGCCACCCAGCCAUGCCAUAAUCCCCCUACCACACACAUGCAAACACACACACACACUUGUCACCUCUUUCCCAUCUCCCCCAUUAGAAACACUCUCACACCUCGGAAGGAGAAAACCUUCGCUGUUUAUGCUGGAAGGUUUUCUGCACUGUAAACAUCGUCAUUGACAUGUCAGCGUUUAAAACCAAGUUUUCAAAAGCUGUCUCCUCACUGACAAUCCAAAGUAAUCUAUCUGAGCCUGAGCUGGUUUUAACUUUAGUUUUUGCAGGAUUAGAGCUGCCAAACACAUUUUGUAACCAAAUCAUUUGGUUGUUUAUUCAUGAAUGUGACUGUUUUACUUUUUCUUCUUGUGUUUGCUUUUGAAGAGGCUGUAGGUUGUCUGUUUUGUGUCGCGGCCUUAUUUAAUUUGAGAUUUUUUUCUAAACUAUGCCUGGUCAAUGCCAGACUUAGUUAUUAAAUAGUCCCAGGGAGUUUUCUUUUUUUAUCAACAGACCAAAUAACUGACAUUCCUUCUUCCUCAGGUCGUCACAUUUAUCUGCCCAUCUCCCGUUAUGAGAGUUCAUUAUAGAGAGGAGGUGGGAGGACCAGGAGGGACACACUAUAGCUGCAGUUUAAGGGGAAAGCAUUACUGUGGUGGGGGGGAAAGGGCAGGAACGGAUGUUUAAAUGUGUUUUUUAAACUGUGAAAUUCUCCUGUAAUGCACUGCCGUCACAUCAGAUGUUUAUCACAGAAGCGCUGCCCUCAGCCCGGCCGUCCCCUUCACCCACACAAAUAUGUUCAAACUGUGACAUUUACUAUCACCCUGCAGUAACUGGAUACAUUUUGUCUGUGUACUUUAAGACAGACUGUAUUUGAACUUCUGUUGAAAAGCGCCUCCAAAUGUCUUAUAUGUGUCCACCACCCUGGCUGUGGAAGAUUUGUAUUCAUAGUAGCCAUUAACAACUACUGUAUCUAUUAUAUUGCACUAUUGUAGUACUACAAACUGCAGCACAUUAACACUGUAACUACUAAAAUAUCUGUGCUUUUAUUUUACAAGGCUGGAAAUUGUUUUUUAACCCAUUAGAUGAACAUUUUGUUAUUUAUUUACACUUUUUACUGCAUUCUAUUAAAUUUCUCUUCCUAUGCCUCUGUUCAGCUUCUGUUUGUGUGGCUACAGAGCUGAAGGAUAGACACUGUAAACACAUGGAGUAGUUUAAAUGCUAAUUUCAGUCACUGUGAUACAUUUUUAAACCAGUUUUUUAAUGACAGUUAUUGAAAAUAUGUAAGAUUCACAUUAUGAUUUUAGUCUGAGCUCUUCAGUAGUCUGUUUGUAUCGCAUUGUAAUAUGAUAAGUCAGUCUUGAAAGGGAUUUGUUUGUUUAAUGUUCAUUGUACUAUCUAGCAAAGCCAACUGUUCUGGUCUUGGAAAUAUUUUUGAAAUAUUCUUUUUUGUACAUUGAAACACACAGAACAAAGCAGAUUCAGACCAUACAGAAAAUGUGCAUUGAGCAAGUUUUUUUUUUUAGUAAAGCUAUUUGACGUUAAUUUCAUGUUACUUGCCUCAAGUCUUAUUUUAAGGUGAAGGAUUUCAUGUCCAAGGCAAACAUUUAUAAAUACACAUGGAUAUAUCA
Seriola dumerili (greater amberjack) is the source of this 8208-nucleotide messenger RNA. Its product is annotated as dedicator of cytokinesis protein 7-like. Gene Ontology annotation, molecular function: guanyl-nucleotide exchange factor activity. NCBI's taxonomy places the organism in Eukaryota, Metazoa, Chordata, Actinopteri, Carangiformes, Carangidae. The record is from RefSeq and is a predicted model, not a curated record. The transcript has 48 exons. Gene Ontology annotation, biological process: positive regulation of GTPase activity; small GTPase-mediated signal transduction. Gene Ontology annotation, cellular component: cytosol. Bases 74 to 6451 code for a protein of 2125 amino acids.